AUGUCAACUGAUUAUCGCAGCACGAUAUCUGCACGUCCUGGUUUUAAUCGAACGAUUAAUACGACAUCCACAAAUGCAUUUGGACCACUUCAAUCUGGAAAUCGUGUAUUAAAAAUCGUAACUGAGAUGAGUUCGUCGUCAUUAACUAGUGGCUUGUCACCGUUUGGACAAAAUGCAGCAUCAACCAUUCGUGAUGCUCGUGAACGCGAAAAGAAAGAGAUGAGCGAUCUUAAUGAUCGCUUAGCUGAUUACAUUGAGAAGGUACGAUUUUUGGAGGCGCAAAACCGCAAAUUAAAUGCCGACUUGGAAAUGCUACGUGGACGAUGGGGCAAAGAUACGUCAAGUAUAAAAAUUAUGUAUGAAGGAGAGCUCACUGAAGCACGUAAAAUAAUAAACGAUACUUCGAAACAACGCGAAGAUCUCGAGAAGCAAAUCAAGGCAAUGCAAGAAGAAGUCGCUGAAUUUCGUAGAAAGUUUGACGAAGCGACAAAAGCUCGUUUGACAGAUCGCGAGCGUAUUGAUGAAUUACUCGUUAUUCUUUCGAAUAUCGAAGCUGAAAUUAAUUUACUAAAACGGCGAAUUGCACUUCUUGAGGAGGAAAUUAGUCGUAUAAAGAAGGACAAUCAACGACUUGCUGCAGAACUUCAACGUGCACGUACUGAUUUGGAUCAAGAAACAUUAAAUCGUAUCGAUUAUCAAAACCAAGUUCAAACGUUGCAAGAAGAAAUCGACUUCAUUCGCCGUGUUCAAGAUCAGGAAAUCCGUGAUCUUCAAGCAAUGGCUGCUCGUGAUACAACUAGCGAAAAUCGUGAAUUCUUUAAGAAUGAACUUUCAUCUGCCAUACGUGAUAUUCGAAAUGAAUAUGAUCAGUUGACAAACGCGAAUCGCAGCGAUAUGGAAUCAUGGUAUAAAUUGAAAGUGCAAGAAAUUCAAACACAGUCAGCUCGCCAAACUAUGGAACAGGGCUAUCAACGUGAAGAAGUUAAAAGAUUACGUGUACAACUUGGUGAUUUGCGGGGUAAACUGGCUGAUUUGGAGGGUCGAAAUGCACUACUCGAGAAACAAAUUCAAGAACUUAAUUAUCAACUUGAAGAUGACCAACGUUCUUAUGAAGCAGCGCUUAAUGAUCGUGAUGCACAAAUUCGUAAAAUGCGUGAAGAAUGUCAAGCUCUUAUGGUUGAACUUCAGAUGCUUCUUGACACCAAACAGACAUUGGAUGCAGAAAUUGCGAUCUAUCGUAAAAUGUUAGAAGGUGAAGGAGAUGGUCCUGGACUCAAACAACUUGUCGAACAAGUUGUGCGUACAACUGGUAUUAAUGAAGUUGCUGAUACAGAAACUAUGCGUGUUGUGAAAGGUGAGACGUCAUCUCGCACCUCCUAUACUCGAUCGGCGAAAGGAAAUGUUUCAAUUCAAGAAACAGCGCCUGAUGGAAAAUAUAUUGUUCUCGAAAACACGCAUCGAUCGAAAGAAGAAUUUAUAGGCGAAUGGAAACUAAAAAGGAAGAUUGAUGGCAAGAAAGAAAUUAUUUAUACUCUACCCAAGGAUUAUCUAUUGAGACCUGGAAAACAUGUUAAGAUAUGGGCAAGAGGUCAAGGCGGAGUACAUGCACCUCCUGAUCAGUUGAUAUUCGAUGGCGAAGAUACUUUCGGGAGUGGAGGCAAUGUACAAACUAUCCUUUACAACAAAGAAGGAGAAGAAAGAGCAACCCACAUUCAACGUUCCAGCCAGACUGUAAGUUGA
Molecule: messenger RNA, 1740 nt
Organism: Dracunculus medinensis (Guinea worm)
Lineage: Eukaryota; Metazoa; Nematoda; Chromadorea; Rhabditida; Dracunculidae
Source: the annotation of a GenBank genome assembly